AUGCAGACCGCCAUGGCCUAUCUGCUUACAUUCAUCUUAUUAAUCCAGUGCUUCAGUUCGACAUUCAGUUGGGCACUCGAGCGCCAAGAUGAGAAUGAACAAGCCGUUGAUCCUAGAACAAAUGCCCUACGGCAGAUGGUUCCGUACCGAUUAUGGAAGCGAGCACACAACAUUGAACAGAGAGCGCUGAGCCAAUUCAAGAACUGCUACUUCUCGCCGAUUCAAUGCGUUCUCAUGGAACGUCGACGACGAUAG
Molecule: messenger RNA, 255 nt
Organism: Ostertagia ostertagi
Lineage: Eukaryota; Metazoa; Nematoda; Chromadorea; Rhabditida; Trichostrongylidae
Source: the annotation of a GenBank genome assembly